AUGGGCUGCGCUGGAUCGAAGAAAGUUAAAAAAGAAGCUAAAUUGCAUCCUUCACGGACGGAGCCAGCAGAAAAAGAGCAUCCAGAAUUUGAAGAAUCAAAACAUGGAAUCUCAAAAGGGAAUAUCUCAGAAGACUCCAGAGUUCUUGCAAAGCUUCAGACUAUAAAUAAUAUUUACAGAGUUGUUGUAAUGGCAGAAUUCAAUGAACAAAUCGGAAUUCAAGUAGAUAAUGAGCAUCCACAAGAGUUGAAUAAAAAAAAGGACGAAGAAAAUAAACUUGAAAAUCAAUCUCAGUAG
This is a messenger RNA of Blepharisma stoltei, 297 nucleotides long. The record is from the annotation of a GenBank genome assembly. Lineage: Eukaryota; Ciliophora; Heterotrichea; Heterotrichida; Blepharismidae.